AUGUCAACAACAACAACAACAACAACACGAAUACUUACACUACCACAUCAUAUUGUCAAAGAGAUUAUAAAAGAUGAACUAAGACAAACUAGGAAACGGUCGAUGGUGAUGGGUCUAGUCUGUCGUAAAUGGUUUGAAUGGAUUACUGAUAUGUACAAUAGUUAUCAUAAUGGAAGAAGUGUAUUUUCACCUGUUAUUUAUAACUUAAAUACAUCAGCAUCAUCAUCAUCCUCUACUGCUACUACUACAACUACUAUAAUCAAAAAUGAUUAUUGGAGUUAUUUUCCCCAUCUACUUAAUCCUUUUUGUAUGUUAAAAUCUAUAUUUUGUUUUAGAUUAACAAACUCUUUGGAUUCUUCUCAAUCCUCAUCUUCUUCUUUAUCAUCAUCAUCUUCUUCAACUUUAAUUAAUAAUAAUAAUAAUGUAAAUAGUAAUAAUAAUAAUAAUAUUAAUAAUUAUACAAAUUCAGAAUUAGAAUUUGUUUAUAAAUGUAUGUUUGAAAGAUUAUGUCAAAUUGAAGUAAUGAAUUUACAUGAAUCUAUGAAUAUACAAGCACAAAGAAUGGUUAAUACAAUGGCGAAAUACCACCAAACACAGACAUUGUCAUUGUCGAUACAGUCGUGUCCUACAUCCAUGACAUUCCAAGAGGUCGUUGUACCACUACGUAGAUUUCUUCGUACGUUGUGGGUAUCACUAGACUCUAUUACUAUCAAUGAAGCAAAGAUCAUUGGUUCGUUUAUUCGAGAGUGUCCACACAUGGAAGAGAAAACAUUGAUUGCUGGAGGUGUACUUAAUUUGGAUCAACAAGGUGGUGGACAACAACAACCACACAGUAUAUUGACUCAAUUCAUAGAAUCAAUUGGUUUACAUACUACAAUCAACCUAUUCUCAUUCGACAUUAGAUACGGUGAUUUUGAAGUACAAGCACCUAGAUUUGCACAUUUUCCAAACCUUAAAUACCUGACUGUCACUAAAACAGCUGGGUGGUCUCGACAACAAUUAGAACAACUGUCAGUUAGCUGUCCAUCUAUAUCCUAUCUUGGAAGCAGGGAUCUCUCGGUUGAAGUACUACCAGUGCUUUCAAAACUGCCAUGUCUCAGCACGAUUGGUUUGUUCCUGCCACACUCAUCACCCAUCUACCAACAACUCCAACUUCAACCAAACUCUAUACAGUUACCGGCCAACUUGGAUCGUCUUGAAGUAUUGGUAGAAACACAAGAACAUAUAUCUAGCUUUUUCAAAUCAUUUAGUCAUCGACCACUUGAUAAUCCCCAUACAUCAUUGACACACCUAGAGAUUCGUGCCGUCGAGUUGAAUGAAUUGGUGCCAACAGUAGAUCUAGGUGAUCUCAGUAUCUUUGUCAAUUUCUGUACCAAACUAAAGACACUCAAAAUACAUGGAUACUUUCACCAAAGAAUCUCUGGUAUGGAACGUCUCUACCAAUCACUCCAUCAAAACCAAUCAUUGGAGCACCUCAUCAUCGAUUUCCCGUGUUCAUCCGUCGAAGAAGUAUUGGAACUAUUCGAAUUGCUCACUGUCAACAACUGUAUCAGUCGACUAACAUUAAUGUGUUUUAGUUUUCGUGCAUAUCAUCUGUCUGUCUCUGCAGAGCACUCUCUCUCUACUCGUUGUUCAAAGAAGAGAGCUUGGUUCUGCAACAUUACUUCCUUUUUUGUUGCAGUUGAACCCUCCCCACCUCAAAAUUAA
Messenger RNA from Cavenderia fasciculata, 1707 nucleotides. RefSeq lists its product as uncharacterized. The coding region runs from base 1 to 1707 and encodes 568 amino acids. The transcript has 2 exons. The record is from RefSeq and is a predicted model, not a curated record. Lineage: Eukaryota; Evosea; Eumycetozoa; Acytosteliales; Cavenderiaceae.